AUGACAACAGAAUCAGAACAUCCUGUCAGAAACCUGCUCUCCCGCAUGCUGGCUGCGCUGAAUGCGGCAGAACAUCUGACAACAGAUGCAGAACGACGUCGCUUCCUGAACGAGUGGCUGAAUACCGCCUGCCAGGAUUCCGGUCUGCAUGAUGAAAUCACCUCCCUGCGACAACUGUUACGCAAAAACCACACCAUGCCAAUUGGCAACCUGUUGAAUGCUCUGCUGGUCAAUGCCGGACGUGCCGGGAACUGUGACAUUUUCCGCUUCCGGGCAGCCCUCAGUAAUCUGAUGAAACAGGGCUGGCGCCCUGGCAUCUGCCGUUUCCCGGAUGACAUUCUCCAUGAAGCCCUGCUGCGUUCCCGCUCAUCAGGCAGAAGAAAUCACAUUCUUCAACUCUCCGCGACGGAGAACUGCUUCAGCAGCACUGGCGACAUGGUGGCCCCGGUGGCGUUCCACCUGAUUCAACAACAACAGAAGGACAGCUUCGCGGCAGAACAGGCUUUUUACGCAGAAAACUUUCAGGUCAUGUCGGGAAAAGAAAAUCUGCUGGAGAAGGGGAUUUCCGUGCGAACGAUUUAUAUCGGCCAGGACACGCUUCCCUCUUCAAAAUGGGGGGCCAGGCAUAAAGUUCAUCCAUCUGAAACCACGAUCGGAACAACACUGACAUCCUCCGGUAAAAAGAAUUACCUUCCGGUGUAUUUGUCAGAAAUGAAAAAAUCCCGUGAAGCCAGAAUGUCACUGAGGAAGAAACAGCAGAAAAGAUAA
Messenger RNA from Cooperia oncophora, 768 nucleotides. The record is from the annotation of a GenBank genome assembly. Lineage: Eukaryota; Metazoa; Nematoda; Chromadorea; Rhabditida; Trichostrongylidae.